This is a messenger RNA of Xenopus laevis (African clawed frog), 1811 nucleotides long. Its product is annotated as provisional ortholog of galanin receptor 2 S homeolog. Gene Ontology annotation, molecular function: G protein-coupled receptor activity. Gene Ontology annotation, biological process: G protein-coupled receptor signaling pathway; signal transduction. The transcript is spliced from 3 exons. The record is from RefSeq and is a predicted model, not a curated record. Gene Ontology annotation, cellular component: membrane; plasma membrane. Bases 685 to 1794 code for a protein of 369 amino acids. Lineage: Eukaryota; Metazoa; Chordata; Amphibia; Anura; Pipidae.
UGCUCUUUCCUCUGUCUCUGCCUGUUACACUCUAUUCUCUUUUCCUUUUCUGUUCUGUCCUCAGUCUCUACUUGUGACACUUUAUUCUCUUCUCUUUCUGGUCUCUCCUCUGUAUUUCCAUGCUACACGCUAUUCUAUAUUCCUUUUCUGUUCUUUCCUCUGCCUGUUAUACUCUAUUCUCCUCUCCCUUUCUCUUUUUUAUCUGUCUUUCCAUGAGACUCUAUUUUCUUCUCCCAUUCUGUUUUUUCCUCUGUCUCUACCUGUGACACUCUAUUCUCUUCUCUUUCUGGUCUCUCCUCUGUCUUUCCAUGUGACACGCUAUUCUAUGUUCCUUUUCUGUUCUUUCCUCUGUCUUUACCUGUGACACUCUAUUCUCUUUUCCUUUUCUAUUCUUCCGCUGUCUUUCCCUGUGACACUUUAUUCUCUUCUCCCUUCCCCUCUCUUCUUUCCUGUUUCACUCCUCCUCUCCCCCCUACAAAGGGCUGUGCUUGCAUUUGGCUGGCACGUAGAGGAGCCAGACACUGUGUAAGGUAAGAGCAGACACAGGAGGAGAGGCUCACAAGUGACAAGGUGCUGGAAUGAGCGGACUGGGUGACCCACAGACAUGCUCCACUUAGCAGCACCCAUCCUGCCAGACCUGGGAUCCAGCUGAGCCCUGAGGAACAAGAUCCAUCAGCUAAAUCCAUGUCGGAGCCUGAUGACUUUGCUGGCCUUGCCGGCCCCUGGAAUUCAUCUGAAUUCAGCCUAUUCAGCCCGGCGAGUAUUGUGGUCCCAGUGAUCUUCUCUCUCAUCUUCUUGCUUGGGACUGUGGGGAACAGCUUGGUGCUUGCCGUGCUCCUAAGAAGCGGGCAAAGGACACACAACACAACCAAUCUGUUUAUACUCAAUCUCAGCGUAGCCGAUGUAUCCUUCAUCAUCUUCUGCGUGCCCUUCCAGGCUACCAUCUAUUCCUUGGAGGACUGGGUAUUUGGGGCUUUCAUGUGCAAAGCUGUGCACUUCUUUAUCUAUCUCACCAUGUAUGCCAGUAGUUUCACCCUCGCCGCUGUCUCUGUUGACAGGUACCUGGCAAUUCGUUACCCCCUACGCUCCCGUGAACUUCGGACUCCAUGCAAUGCAAUUGCCACCAUGGCUAUAAUAUGGGGCCUCUCUGUGGUGUUUGCUGGUCCCUAUCUGAGUUACUAUGACUUAAUGGACUAUGAGUCCAGUCAUAUCUGCAUGCCGGGCUGGAAGGAGAGGACACGUAAGAUAAUGGAUACCGGCACAUUCAUUGUGGGUUAUGUGAUCCCCGUUCUCAUUGUAAGCCUGUCUUACACCAGGACUAUUAAGUACUUAUGGACAGCAGUUGACCCACUGGAGGAUAUGUCAGAGUCCAAAAAAGCCAAGAGAAAGGUGACCAAGAUGAUCAUUAUUGUCACUGUCCUCUUCUGUCUUUGCUGGCUUCCUCACCAUGUUGUGGUCAUGUGCUACCUAUAUGGUGACUUCCCUUUCAACCAAGCCACGUAUGCCUUCCGCCUGCUCUCUCAUUGCAUGGCCUACGCCAAUUCUUGCCUCAAUCCCAUCGUCUAUGCCUUGGUUUCGAAGCACUUCCGUAAAGGGUUUCAGAAGGUCUUCAGCUGUCUGCUGAGGAAGAAAGGUCGGAAUAAAGUCCAUGUGGUCAAUGCAGCCCAUGCCGAACCAGGGUUUGACGCAGCUUCUUCUGAAAUGUCUCACAUUAAUGAUGACAAUGGAAAAAAGAAUGGACAUCAUGCAGGAGGAAAUCAUUCUGAUUCAUCAAGACCAUUGGGUACACCUUGACAGUUUCUCUAAACCAU